This is a messenger RNA of Nothoprocta perdicaria, 1958 nucleotides long. Its product is annotated as ER degradation-enhancing alpha-mannosidase-like protein 2. The annotation marks the transcript as partial. The transcript is spliced from 8 exons. NCBI's taxonomy places the organism in Eukaryota, Metazoa, Chordata, Aves, Tinamiformes, Tinamidae. Gene Ontology annotation, molecular function: mannosyl-oligosaccharide 1,2-alpha-mannosidase activity; calcium ion binding. Gene Ontology annotation, cellular component: endoplasmic reticulum; membrane. Gene Ontology annotation, biological process: endoplasmic reticulum mannose trimming; mannose trimming involved in glycoprotein ERAD pathway; carbohydrate metabolic process. The record is from RefSeq and is a predicted model, not a curated record.
UGUGAACUCCGAGCCGUGCUCUCUGUUACCCUCCAGAUCCUGGGAAACGUCUCCGAGUUCCAGAGGGUCGUCAACGUGCUGCAGGAGGGCGUCGAUUUUGACAUCGACGUCAACGCGUCCGUCUUCGAAACCAACAUUCGAGUGGUGGGCGGUCUCCUCUCUGCUCACUUGCUGUCCAAGAAGGCUGGUGUCGAAGUAGAGGUGGGAUGGCCCUGUGCUGGACCCCUCCUGAGGAUGGCAGAGGAAGCUGCUCGCAAACUCCUGCCGGCUUUUCAGACCCCAACUGGGAUGCCUUACGGAACAGUGAACUUGCUGCACGGAGUAAACCCUGGCGAGACCCCAGUUACCUGUACUGCUGGAAUCGGCACAUUUAUAGUGGAAUUUGCCACUUUAAGCCACCUUACUGGUGAUCCAGUGUUUGAGGACGUUGCCAGGAAGGCCCUGAAGGCACUGUGGAAAAAUCGUUCAGAUAUUGGGCUGGUUGGUAACCACAUUGAUGUGAUAACUGCCAAGUGGGUAGCUCAGGAUGCUGGCAUCGGGGCUGGAGUGGACUCCUACUUUGAAUACCUCGUUAAAGGAGCCAUUCUCCUGCAGGACAAGGAGCUGAUGUCCAUGUUCCUAGAAUAUAACAAAGCUAUCAAAAACUACACAAAGUUUGAUGACUGGUACCUCUGGGUUCAGAUGUACAAAGGAACAGUGUCCAUGCCUGUUUUCCAGUCUCUGGAGGCCUACUGGCCAGGUCUACAGAGCCUAAUUGGAGAUGUAGAUAAUGCCAUGCGAACCUUCCUCAACUAUUACACAGUUUGGAAGCAGUUUGGUGGACUGCCCGAGUUCUACAACAUUCCCCAGGGCUAUACAGUGGAGAAGAGGGAGGGAUAUCCACUCCGGCCUGAGCUGAUUGAGAGUGCAAUGUACCUGUACCGGGCUACACGAGACCCCACACUCCUAGAGCUGGGAAGAGAUGCAGUGGAGUCUAUUGAGAAAAUCAGCAAGGUGGACUGUGGAUUUGCAACAAUCAAAGACUUGAGAGAUCACAGACUGGAUAAUCGCAUGGAAUCCUUCUUUUUAGCUGAAACAGUGAAAUAUUUGUAUCUGCUGUUCGACCCAGAUAACUUCAUUCACAACGACGGGUCAGACUUUGAUGUGGUGCUCACGCCAUACGGGGAAUGCAUCUUGAAUGCUGGCGGAUACAUCUUUAACACUGAAGCUCACCCUAUAGACCCUGCUGCACUGCAUUGCUGUAGGAAGCGGAAAGAAGAGCAGUGGGAGGUAGAAGAUUUGAUGAGAGAAUUUUACUCCUUGAAGAGAAACAAGAAAUUCUCUUUAAAAAGAGCUUCAGACCAUGGUGAAGGGGAAAGCACACAAGACACUGUAGAUACCUCUUCAGAGAGUGGCAGAGAGCAAAGAAACUCUAAGAAGAAAACACAUUCCCUCCUGAGUUGUCCUAGUCAGUCUUUUAACUCCAAACUUGCAGUCCUGGGACAAGUCUUCCUAGACAACACCUAAUUCCAUUCUUAUCAGCCUAAGUUAUUCAACUUGAUUCCAACUCUGGGUAUAUAUUUUUAUAGGUUCAUAAUGGAAAAAGCCGUACCGCACAAUGUGAACUCUAAAACAGCCUCUUGUUAGUCUGCUACUACUGCUGGAUCAUAAGACAGCCAGAUGAUGAGUUGUUAACACCAUAAGUUGCUAAUGUCAAACCAGUUGUUUGCUAAAAAGCAAAUACAUGUUCAGAAAGAGAAAGAAAAGUCAGCAAUUGGAGAUGCACCUUCUUCAUUUCAUUGUAUGUUUGUUUUGAAAUUUUCCAGCCUUAUGCAGAGUCCACAGCUUAUUUGUCUCCAUAAAAUUGAAUCUUAGCUGUUCCCUGCAUAUAGAGAGAAACCACUGAAUUGUUAGCUCUAGAUUCACUUCUGAGACUACAGGUCUCCUAGGAUAUCCUCCACCGUUGCCACUGGCCUCCA